CCAUGCCUUUCUGAAUCUGCCCAGGCUGCUUCUGGAGCUUGAAUCAUUCUGUCUGCGCACUGGAUGCAACUGGGAUUUCCUUAAGUUAAAAACAUACUUCAGACAGAGUCUAUAGCAAGCCACGUCCCGCCGGUAUAGCUCGACAUCUCCACUCUACACUGACUUCAUCUACUGAUUUUGCAACGAUGGCGAGACGACGUUUCGGCUGUAUUUUGUAUCGUGUCUAAGCCGUAUUUGUCCCGUGCGCUGAUUUCUCUGGUUCCGACACCGGGACAUUUUUUUUGCUCUUGGUAUGUCGAAUUGUUGUAUGAAAAGAACUACCGAUUAAUUUCGCCACGUAUCUUGGUGAUGGAGUUUAUCCGAUUGUCGGGAAUGCGUAGACCUACUGGAAGACCUGCUAGGUGAGAAAGCCCGAGUUGCCCGCUUGAGCAGAGUAUGCAUCGGAACCACAGAAGUCUUUGUGCUGCCCCCUGAUCCAGUCUCCCAACGGUCCGCUCGUCAAGGGCUGUCGGUCGGACACUGAACUGCGUCAAAGCUGACUGCUCUGCUGGGACAGUAUCUCUGUUUGCGGAAGAUGAGCAGUGGAGACCCUCGGCGAUCGACUGAGUGCUGACCAUCACUACGCCUGGAUACGUGCUCACUCUUCCUCCCCUUCUUUGUUCAAACCUCUGUCGUUGCCCAGCGUCGGGAGGCUGUCCUCGACGAACAAAAUGGCUCCUUCAGUGUGCAAACGUCUGCUGCUGUAUGGGAUCUUCCUCACGGUGGCCUUUUACUGGUGCUCUGAAGCCUUCAGCCGGGCGGCGCUGCCGUUUGGUCUGGUGCGCAGGGAGCUGGCGUGUGAGGGCUACCCUAUCGACCUCCGCUGCCCGGGGAGUGAUGUCAUCAUGAUCGAGACGGCCAACUACGGCCGCACUGACGACAAGAUCUGUGACGCCGACCCCUUCCAGAUGGAAAACAUCAACUGCUACCUCCCAGAUGCCUACAAAAUCAUAUCUCAAAGGUGUAACAACCGGACGCAGUGCAUUGUCGUGACUGGCUCGGAGGUCUUCCCAGAUCCUUGUCCUGGGACUUACAAGUACCUUGAGGUCCAGUAUGAGUGUGUCCCAUACAAAGUGGAGCAAAAAGUUUUCAUUUGCCCGGGGACUCUGAAAGCAGUGGGGGAGCCUGCCUUUGUGUUCGAGGCAGAACAGCAAGCAGGAGCCUGGUGCAAAGACCCCCUGCAGGCUGGCGACAAGAUCUAUUUCAUGCCCUGGACUCCAUACCGCACGGACACGCUCAUAGAGUACAGCUCGCUGGACGACUUUCGCAGCGGCCGCCAGACCACCACUUACAAGCUGCCCCACCGCGUGGAUGGCACGGGCUUCGUGGCCUACGAUGGCGCCAUCUUCUUCAACAAGGAGCGCACGCGCAACAUCGUCAAGUUCGAUCUGCGCACACGCAUCAAGAGCGGCGAGGCCAUCGUGGCCAACGCCAACUACCACGACACGUCUCCCUACCGCUGGGGCGGCAAGACAGACAUCGACCUGGCCGUGGACGAGCGUGGCCUGUGGGUCAUCUAUGCCACCGAACAGAACAACGGGCGCAUCGUGCUGAGCCAGCUCAACCCGUACACGCUGCGCUUCGAGGCCACGUGGGACACGAUGUAUGACAAGCGUUCAGCUUCCAACGCCUUCAUGGUGUGCGGCAUGCUGCACGUGGUGCGCUCCACCUACGAGGAGAACGAGAGGGAGUCCAGCAAGAGCCAGAUCGACUACGUCUACAACACGCGCCUGGGCCAAGGCGAGCCCGCCGACAUCCUCUUCCCCAACCAGUACCAGUACCUCGCCGCGGUGGAAUACAACCCCCGUGACAACCAGCUCUACGUAUGGAAUAAUUUCUACAUCCUGCGGUACGACCUGGAGUUUGGGCCGCCGGAUCCCGACGAAGUGUCGUCCGUCGCAAAUGAGGUCACGUCGACAGCGUUCUCCCGGAGGAGCACGACGGCGGUCAGCAGCACCACCAACAGCGGCCCCCACCGUGGUCAGGCCAACGCGACGGCCACGCUGGGGCCCCUGGACCCUGUGCUGGAGCAGCCAGGAAGGCCCCACCCCACCAGCAACCAUCUUACGCCCUCGAGCAGGCGCUUCUGCGAGAGCACGGGCAUUCGCGACAUCGUCUGGCCCCAGACGCACAGGGGCAUGACCGUGGAGAGGCCGUGUCCGAAAGGGACCAGAGGCAUGGCUUCCUACCACUGUUCGGCCCAGAGCGGCACCUGGAGCACGAAGGGCCCGGACCUCAGCAACUGCACCUCCCACUGGGUCACACAGGUAGCGCAAAAGAUCCGGAGCGGAGAGAACGCGGCGAACCUUGCCAACGAGUUGGCGCGCCACACACAGGGCACCGUGUUUGCCGGCGAUGUCAGUUCCUCUGUGCGGCUCAUGGAGCAGCUGGUGGACAUCCUGGACGCCCAGCUUCAGGAACUCCGUCCCAGCGAGAAGGACUCGCCGGGACGCAGCUUCAUUAAGCGCCAAAAGCGAGAAAAGACAUGCAGGGCCUAUAUGAAGGCCAUCGUGGAUACGGUUGACAACCUCCUGAGGCCAGAGGCCCUGAAGUCCUGGGAGGACAUGAAUUCGACGGAGCAGACGCACACCGCCACCAUGUUGCUGGACACCUUGGAGGAAGGCGCCUUCGUCUUCGCAGACAACCUGAUUGAGCCUGCCAUUGUCAGUGUGCCUGCUGAUAAUAUAAUGCUGGACGUGCACGUGCUGAGCACCGAUGGCCAGGUCAAGGACUUCAGGUUUCCCCAGAGCAGCAGAGGAGGUGUCAGCAUCAAGCUCUCUGCCAACACGGUCAAACUGAACAGCAAGAACGGUGUCGCAAAGCUGGUCUUCGUGUUGUACAAGCACCUGGGCCGCUUUUUGACCACGGAGAACGCCACGCUCAGGCUGGUGGGCGAGAGCGGCGCGAGGAACCACACCCUCACCGUCAAUUCCCAUGUCCUGUCCGCCUCCAUGAACAAGGAGUCCAGCCGAGUCUUCGUUUCCGAGCCCGCCAUGUUCACCCUCCAACACCUCGACACCGAGAACUACUUCAACCCCAACUGCUCCUUCUGGAACUACUCUGAGAGGAGCAUGAUGGGAUACUGGUCCACUCAGGGCUGCAAGCUUCUGGGUACCAAUAAGACCCACACCACCUGCUCUUGCAGUCAUCUCACCAGCUUCGCCAUCCUCAUGGCCCACCGAGGACACGUGGACGACGGAAGCGUGCACGAGCUGCUCAUCGGCAUGGUGACGCGCAUGGGUACCGCAGCAGCUCUCCUUUGCCUCGCUGCCAGCAUCUUCACCUUCUGCUUCUUCCGCGGCCUGCAGAGCGACCGCAACACCAUCCACAAGAACCUCUGCAUCAACCUCUUCCUCGCUGAGCUACUCUUCCUAGUGGGCAUCAACAUGACAGAGCCGCCGAUUCUGUGCUCAGUCAUUGCUGGACUUCUUCAUUUCUUUUUCCUGGCCGUGUUUGCCUGGAUGUGUUUGGAGGGCGUGCAGCUCUACCUCAUGCUCGUGGAGGUCUUUGAAAGUGAAUUCUCGCGCCGCAAGUACUACUAUGCUUCGGCCUACCUCUUCCCGGCCUUGGUGGUCGGGAUCUCAGCGGCCAUCGACUACCAGAGUUACGGGACCAAGAGAGUCUGCUGGCUGAGGGUUGAUAACCACUUCAUCUGGAGCUUCAUCGGCCCUGUUGCUUUCAUUAUAAUGCUCAAUCUGGUCUUCCUGGUCGUGACCAUGUACAAGAUGCUGAAGCACUCCACCUCCGUGAAGCCCGACUCCAGCCGCCUGGAGAGCAUCAGGUCCUGGGUGCUGGGCGCAUUUUCCCUGCUGUGUCUUCUUGGCCUGACAUGGUCGUUUGGGUUGUUCUUUCUGAAUGACUCAUCUAUAGUGAUGGCCUACCUCUUCACCACCUUCAACACCUUGCAAGGAAUGUUCAUCUUCAUCUUCCAUUGUCUCCUGCAAAAGAAGGUGCGUAAAGAAUACAUCAAGUGCUUUCGUCAAUCCCAGUGCUGCGGUGGUCUGCCCUCUGAGGGCACACACAGUGCGGGCAAAACGUCCACGUCCCGUUCCACGGCGAGAUACUCCUCUGCUACCCAGAGCCGAAUUAGGAGGAUGUGGAACGACACGGUGAGGAAGCAGUCAGAGUCGUCCUUCAUCUCGGGAGACAUCAACAGCACCACCACGCUCAACCAAGGAAUGACUGGCAACUAUCUCCUAACUAACCCCCUGCUUCGAUCACACGACACUAACAACCCCUAUAAUAACCUCCUCGCUGAGACCGUCGUGUGCAACACACCUUCCCCGCCCGUCUUCCACUCGCCAGGCCAGCACUCACUGACCAACAGCCGGGACAUCAGCGCCAUGGAUACACUCCCCCUCAAUGGCAACUUCAACAACAGCUACUCGCUGUCACAGGACGAGGAUUAUGAGGGCGGGGCGCUGCGCUGCCCGGCUGAAUGCACCCUGGGUCUGGACGACACCGCCUUCGAGAAGAUGAUUAUUUCCGAGCUUGUGCAGAACAAUCUAAGGCCACGUGGGCCCUCCCGCGGCCCCGCCGAUCCCGAACCUGGGAGGGGGCGGGACAUAGAGCGGGGCCGGGAUCGUGGCCUGCCGGUCCGACAUGCCCAUGUUGGCAGAGCUGCGGGCAUCCUGGGUGCUGGCGGAAGUCAGGCUGACGGCGUCGUGACCGCGGCCGAUGCCCCGGCCUCUAGCGGUGAACACCUGGCGCUGGAGCUCCUCCUGCAUCCACACCAUCGGGAUGCCCUUGAGGCUCCACUUCUGCCCCAGCGGACUCACUCACUCCUGGGAACCAAGCAGGCCUCUCGCCAACCCCUCGGGUGCCACAGCGACCGAGAGGAAGGGGCGGAGGGCAAAGAGGAAGCAGGCACACCUUCAACAAAUAACCGGGACUCGCUGUACACGAGCAUGCCAAAUCUGAGAGACUCAUCUCCGUCGCCCUCAGACACACCCGCUGCGGCGGACAAGGCGGACGAAAGUUCGCCUUCCCCCUCCGCCCAGAGCGAGGCCGACGACCUGUGCCACAAGAGCCUGCCUGACCUGGGUGACAGCACCCAGCCACUCUCUUACUACCAAAUCAGCCGCCGGGGCACCAGCGAAGGCUGUGUCGGUAGCGGGCUCCCCGAGGGCUGCCAUCAGCCAGAGGGCGAGCCACCCAGGGACGGACAGAUGCAGCUCAUCACCAGCCUGUGAGGUGCUGGCCACUCCCCAUCGUUCUCUCCCCUGCGCUUAGCCCUCGUGGCCGGGCUGGCCGCCCCCGACAGGCAGGGAGCCAGAGGCACGGAGAGACUUUUACUUACUCUGGCUCCAAAAGCCCACGCACACUCCCCCCCUCCCCCAUUUAGUUGAUUUCUAAACUGCUCUGCCAUGGGACGGUAGAAGUGAGAAAAGCACACGGGGGGCGGGAUUGUGUGAAGGCCGGUGCUGUCCACAUGCCAGCCACCACUCUGUAUGAUAUACUCUACUGUACUCAUCAGCAAAGACAGCAAACAGGAACAUGCCAGUGCUAGUCUUUAGAACUGUCCUGAGGCAUACUGGCAUAGACUGCAGACAGGUUCUCGACCCCAGCGGCGUAUGGGGUCAUUCCACAACUCCUCAUUUGAACUGAAAUGAGGAAAAAGAAAAGAACCACUAUUCCUGACUCAGGCCUUAUAUUUUCUCUAUUGCACAUGUAACUGUUGUAAGGAUGACAGCCUAAGAAAAUUAUAUUUUGCUGUAACACAAGUGGAAAAAAAGAGGGGGAAAAGGCAAAAUAAAAUGACAGUUAAAAAAGAGUUAUAGCAACCAAAUUUGAAUUUUCAGAGAAAGCAUUUUAGGAAUGGGUUGCACUUUUCUUUGUUUGUGGGAAAGUGUGAAAUCUUCUUACACUUUGUCCAUUGUAGAAACUUUGAGAACAUGAAAAAGCCAAUAUUCACAUUUCCACUUGUGAACAGUGUGUUUGCUUUCAUCAGUUAUAAAUUUUGACAGUAAAAAACAAAUUCGCCAAUGUAUGUGUGAAGGGGAAACUUAUUUUCAUCAUAAAAGCUAUGUCUUGCACAGAUUUGGAGUGAAUUGGGCAUAUAUGUAAUUUAUUUUGGUGUAAAAUGCUUGGCAGUAAUUGUCAGGGGUAAAGAAUCUUGUGUCAACGCAAUGUCUUAAAAAAACAUAUCAGCAUUUGACACUAAAUAAUUUAUUAGAUGAAUUAUGGAAUAUUAUGAAAUAAAAAAAUUAAUGGAAUGAAAGUGUGUGCGAGAAUACGACACUGUUAAUAUUCAUUUCAAUCUUUUGUAGGAGCCCAUUGUCGGACGCUGAUGUAAAUUCAACUCAUGUUUGAUAUUGAAUAAAUGUGACAAUUUUUUU
This is a messenger RNA of Electrophorus electricus (electric eel), 6377 nucleotides long. It is a transcript of the gene adgrl2b.1, whose product is annotated as adhesion G protein-coupled receptor L2b, tandem duplicate 1. The record is from RefSeq and is a predicted model, not a curated record. Lineage: Eukaryota; Metazoa; Chordata; Actinopteri; Gymnotiformes; Gymnotidae. Gene Ontology annotation, molecular function: carbohydrate binding; G protein-coupled receptor activity. Gene Ontology annotation, biological process: cell surface receptor signaling pathway; adenylate cyclase-activating G protein-coupled receptor signaling pathway. Gene Ontology annotation, cellular component: plasma membrane.